Molecule: messenger RNA, 1568 nt
Organism: Orussus abietinus
Lineage: Eukaryota; Metazoa; Arthropoda; Insecta; Hymenoptera; Orussidae
Gene: ProRS-m
Product: probable proline--tRNA ligase, mitochondrial
Exons: 6
Coding region: 202-1530 (442 amino acids)
Biological process (GO): prolyl-tRNA aminoacylation
Cellular component (GO): mitochondrion; cytoplasm
Molecular function (GO): proline-tRNA ligase activity; ATP binding
Source: RefSeq, a predicted model, not a curated record
AAAAUUGCUGCACUUGGCUGCAAUUUGCAAUUAAACGCAUUGGAAUUAGUUUCUUUCCAGUUAUUUAUCGAGAUAAGACCGCAUAAUACACAGUAGGGACGACUUCACAGCCGGCUAACCUCUUUCAGGUUAGGUUAUCGUGCGAGCUGGAGUCAUUUUUAACAGCCUCGUAGCAGACGAAUUUGUUCCAGUGUUUAAACAAUGUCUUUAAACAUUAAUAGGCUGCACAAAGUGUCGCAGUUAUUUCAGCCGUUAAAUUAUUUACCGAAGGAUGCAAACGUUCGGAAUGAAAUUACGUCAAAAAGUUAUAAGCUUAUGAUCGAUAUGGGUAUUAUAAGGCAAGCUAACGUUGGCAUGUAUGCGUUGCUGCCUCUUGGAAUCCGUGUGCUUCAGAAAUUAAUUAAUCUAGUAGAUUACGAAAUGGCGCAUGUCGGAGCUCAGAAGAUGCUUCUUCCAGCGUUGACGUCUACGAAGCUAUGGGAGAAAACUAACAGGCUUAACAGUAAUUCCUCUGAAUUAUUCACACUUUUCGAUCGAUACGAUAAACAAUACAUCUUAAGUCCAACAUAUGAGGAGGCUAUUUCAGAGCUAAUAUGCAGCGUGGGUGUGUUAUCUCCGAAAGACGUACCUCUUAGACUGUAUCAAAUUUCUAGUAAAUGGAGAGACGAGAUGAAACCUCGACUAGGUCUUUUAAGAGGACGAGAGUUUAUAAUGAAAGAUUUAUAUACGUUUGAUAUAAAUCUUAACGAAGCUGAAAAUACAUAUGAGCAGGUCUGUCAUGUGUACCAGAAUUUGUUAAAACAGAUCGGAGUGGAUUUUGUGAAAGUUCUUGGAGACAAUGGCAUGAUCGGUGGUUCGAUAUCUCACGAAUACCAUUACUUAUCGUCAAUCGGAGAGGAUAUCAUUAUGUCAUGUGAAUCUUGUGGUUUCCGUGCUAACGCAAAUGUACAUGAAAAAUCCACGUGUCCAGAAUGUGAGAACAGUUUAAUGAAAGAUAAAGCUAUCGAAGUUGGUCACACAUUUCUUUUGGGCACAAAAUAUUCAGAGCCACUAAAUGCAACGUGUAUCGAUCAUGGGGAGAGGAAACAUUUAGUAAUGGGCUGUUACGGACUCGGACUGACACGCAUCAUCGCUGCAACGGUUGAACUUCUGUCUACAGAACUUGAAUUGAGAUGGCCAAAGCAUUUAGCACCUUUUAACGUUUGUAUAAUUCCACCCAAGGAAGGCAGCAAAGAGAUCGCAUCGAUGCAAUAUGUAGACAUAAUACAUCAAAUACUGAGUAGAUUAAAUAUCGAUACUAUUCUCGAUGACAGGAUAAACUUGACGAUAGGAAAGCGAAUGGUUUAUGCACGAAGAUCGGGUUACCCGUACAUCAUAGUGAUUGGAAAAUUAGCUAUGCAACCAGUGCCUCAAUUUGAAGUGUUCGAUGUCAACAAUGGAACCGAAUUGAUUCUAAAUAGUGAGGAAUUGUCAAAUUAUUUCAGUCAAAAUACUGAGUUGGACAUAAAAGAACAACGAGCACAGCUCUGAAUAAACGAGUAGAGUGUAAGUUUGUACAUAAUGAUAGU